Molecule: messenger RNA, 2404 nt
Organism: Panicum virgatum (switchgrass)
Lineage: Eukaryota; Viridiplantae; Streptophyta; Magnoliopsida; Poales; Poaceae
Product: 2,3-bisphosphoglycerate-independent phosphoglycerate mutase-like
Exons: 11
Coding region: 93-2030 (645 amino acids)
Biological process (GO): glucose catabolic process
Cellular component (GO): cytoplasm
Molecular function (GO): manganese ion binding
Source: RefSeq, a predicted model, not a curated record
CCAAGCACCCCAAACCUAACCCAGCGCUCCCUCACUCCUCCCCUCCGACUCGCCGCCGCCGGAGCUCGCCGGUGGAAGUCCACUCGGCCGCGAUGAGAGCGGCGGCGGGCACACCCCUUCCCUUCCUUCGAGGAUCUCCCGUUUCUCCUUUCCCUCCUUUUCUUCCCGCCGGGGUUGCAGCACUGGUCGCGCAGAUCCGGCACCGGUGGUUGCGGAUCCGGUGCCGUCUUGCGGAUCCGCUUGGGGCAUACCGGCCGAAGCAGCUCGACCUCCACCCGCCGGCCGUUCGAGAUGGUCGGGUGCCUGUGCCACUGCCGGAUCUCGACGAUCUGAAUCCAGUCUCGUUGGUGAUGGCGAGCUCGGGGUUCUCGUGGACGCUACCGGACCACCCAAAGCUCCCCAAGGGGAAGCCAGUGGCGGUCGUCGUGCUGGACGGAUGGGGCGAGGCCAACGCCGACCAGUACAAUUGCAUCCAUGUUGCGCAGACGCCUGUCAUGGACUCGCUCAAGAAUGGUGCUCCAGAGAAAUGGAGACUAGUGAAGGCUCAUGGAACCGCUGUGGGUCUCCCAUCUGAUGAUGACAUGGGCAACAGUGAAGUUGGCCACAAUGCUCUUGGAGCUGGCCGCAUUUUCGCCCAAGGUGCUAAGCUCGUGGAUCGAGCUCUUGCCUCUGGAAAAAUUUAUGAAGGUGAUGGGUUCAACUACAUCAAAGAAUCUUUUGAAAAUGGUACUCUUCACCUUAUUGGGUUAUUGAGUGAUGGUGGUGUCCACUCCCGUCUUGACCAACUGCAGCUACUUCUGAAAGGUGCUAGUGAGAGGGGAGCAAAAAGAAUCCGUGUUCACAUCCUUACCGAUGGGCGUGAUGUUUUGGAUGGCAGCAGUGUUGGUUUCGUAGAGACACUAGAGAGUGAUCUUUCACAGCUUCGAGAGAAGGGUAUUGACGCACAGAUUGCAUCAGGUGGUGGAAGGAUGUAUGUUACCAUGGACCGUUAUGAGAAUGACUGGGAUGUGGUCAAACGUGGGUGGGAUGCCCAGGUGCUUGGAGAAGCACCCCACAAAUUCAAAAGUGCACUUGAAGCAGUGAAAACACUGAGAGCAGAGCCGAAUGCUAAUGAUCAGUAUUUGCCCCCAUUUGUGAUAGUUGAUGACAGUGGCAAAGCUGUUGGGCCUGUAUUAGACGGUGAUGCAGUUGUCACUAUCAACUUCCGUGCUGAUCGUAUGGUUAUGCUCGCAAAAGCACUUGAGUACGCAGACUUCGACAAAUUUGACCGUGUCCGUGUCCCCAAAAUCCGGUAUGUUGGGAUGCUUCAAUAUGAUGGUGAGUUGAAGCUUCCUAGCCGUUAUCUUGUUUCUCCACCAGAGAUAGAGAGAACAUCUGGCGAAUACUUGGUGAAGAAUGGCAUCCGCACAUUUGCUUGCAGUGAGACGGUGAAGUUCGGUCAUGUCACAUUUUUCUGGAACGGUAACCGUUCAGGAUACUUAGAUGAAACUAAGGAAGAGUAUGUAGAAAUUCCUAGUGACAGUGGUAUUACAUUCAAUGUUGCACCCAAGAUGAAAGCGCUUGAAAUCGCGGAGAAAGCCAGGGAUGCUCUCCUUAGUGGAAAGUUUGACCAGGUACGUGUCAACCUGCCAAAUGGUGACAUGGUGGGUCACACUGGUGAUAUUGAGGCCACAGUUGUUGCUUGCAAGGCAGCUGAUGAAGCCGUUAAGAUUAUUUUGGAUGCUGUGGAGCAAGUUGGCGGUAUUUACCUUGUCACUGCUGACCAUGGAAAUGCAGAGGACAUGGUGAAAAGGAACAAAGCUGGCAAGCCCCUGCUUGACAAGAGUGGUGGUAUCCAAAUUCUCACCUCGCAUACCCUUCUGCCCGUCCCAGUUGCCAUUGGAGGCCCUGGUCUGCACCCUGGAGUGAAAUUUCGGAAUGACAUUCAGACCCCUGGGCUCGCCAACGUUGCUGCCACUGUGAUGAACCUCCAUGGAUUUGAGGCCCCUGCUGACUACGAGCCAACCCUCAUUGAAGUUGCUCACAACUAAAUACUGGCCAACCUUGAUGUCCAAUUUUGUUGCUAUAGAUUUGAGAAUGCAUCGGUUAUGGACAUGUCAUCAUGCAUUCGUGCCUUGGAAUGUGCAAUUCACCUGUCCUACACUACGCAACCAAAAUAAUAUCAUAAUAUGAGGACACGAUCCCAAAGUUUUAACUCCACAAAUGGAUCUGUGUGUAGCACUUAUUUCCUCAGACGAAACUUGACAUGGAUCUGACCGUGUAGGUCUCUUCUUGGAUGGUAUUUUGUUUGCUAGGUUCCCUGCCGAGAGUAAAUUCCAUAGAACUACUACUAUUUCCAGUAUUAAAAAAACUACUAUAUUUGUACAUAUGGUAACUAGAAAAAACUUGUGUUUCUACGGUACCA